This is a messenger RNA of Diatraea saccharalis (sugarcane borer), 1882 nucleotides long. The record is from the annotation of a GenBank genome assembly. NCBI's taxonomy places the organism in Eukaryota, Metazoa, Arthropoda, Insecta, Lepidoptera, Crambidae.
UACCACAACACGUGGCUCAACGCCGCCGUUGACAGGCAAGUUCGGUAGCGAUAGUAUAAUAACUGUACGUGUCUUUGUGAUUUUGAAAUUUAAAGUUAUAACUUUGCUGUUUGUUUCGGACGAACGUUCCUUGUUGAUUGCUGAAUUUUUAUAACGAUGAGUUAAUUAUGAAUAUAAGAUUUUAUAACUGAUCGUAGUUAUUUUCUUAAUUCUUAAUUUCGAAAGGAUAACUUAUUUGCACAUUAUACCUUUCACAAACGCCAUUUCAGCCACAAGUCAUCUCAUUUUGUACGAAUACCUAGUAUAUUUGAUACACGUCGUGUAAGUAUAUAGAUAAUGAACGGGUUUUUUAUUAAAAUUAUUUUAUAAGUUGUUACUGUUUUCAAAACUUUUGUUAAAUAUUAUAAUUAAAAAUUCUAGGACCGACUAUGGCAUAAGUAUUUUAUUUAUAAAAACUAUUUCACGGUAAUAUUAUUGUAUACCGUAGUUACUUUUUUGAUAAUUUAACGCGUUAAUAAAUUAACGCAUUAAUUAACACGCAAUUUUUUUCUUAGCAAUUAUACUUUAGCAGUUAAUGUAUUUUAGUCGUUUCGAACAACUCUAGUUACGAGUCGAGUACCUACUAUUAUUCUAUGUUAUAAUCUGUGUCUGUGGGUCUAUGGUUUUGGUGUGAAAUGAAAGUAAAGUAAGUGGUGAUAUUGUUCUGUGGAAUCGGAGCUGUGUUGUUAUUUUAGUAGUUUUUUAUGACGAUAAAAUUAUAAUCAAAAUAUUAUCAUGACCUUAUUUAAACUAAAAGCGGCUCCAAUAAUAUUAAUCGAAGACAAUGAAAAUACAAAUAGUAUACCUUUAAUUCAAGAAUUAUUCAUUCAAGAAAAAUCUAAAUUGCAUAUAUUUUGUUACGAACAGUCUAUUUCUCUGUGGGAAAAUGUAUUCCGAAGUCAUCCUCAUACAAUAUAUCAUGAAGAACUGAAUGCAAAUUUUCUGGAGAAGCACACUAAUGAAAAUAUUACAAUAUUUAUUGAUUCAGUUAACCAAAUGUCAGUUCACAGUGGUUGGAAUAAUUGUUUUAAAAUUAUCCAAAAGCUUUUAACUAUCUCUAAUGUAAAUAAGCUUGUAUUAACAUUGCAUACAGACUGUUUACACUUAAGCUCAAAACUAAGGAUCAAUUUAAAUCAUAUAGCAAGUGCAAUCGUUUCAUUCGAUACAACAGAUUCUUCUAAACUGCAUAUAAUUUUAAAAAAGAAUGGUAAGGUUGUAAAGCAUUAUGAAAUGUUGACUUAUGAUACUAAAAUCAAAACUCUGAAACUUAUCCCAAUAGUAAAAGAGGAAAAAGAGGAAGUGCAAACAGAAAGGAUAGCACCAGAAAAAUUAACUACAUUUAAGAUAGAAGUAGACCAAACAGAUAAACUUGAGAAAUACAAGCUCAAACUUCCUUAUAUGAGUAAAAUAAAUGAGGGAGAGAGUAAAAUUUUCUAUGAACCAGAUGCUGUUGAUGAUUGGGAUGAAGAGGAUCCUGAUGAAGAUCUAGACCUUUAGUUAAUAAAAUAUUUCAAACUACAUUCCUUGUCAUUUUAUUUUCUUUUUGUCUUAUUUUAUUUCUGUCCAAGCUACUUCUACUUCAAUUUCACUGUAACAACUUAUUUAUCAAGUAGCAAUAUGUCUAUAGUUUAUUCAGUCCAGCUAAUGUGUGAUGUUCCAAUAAGAUAGCCAUCCUGUUUCACAUGUACUAGAGUACCUGUAGUCAAUUUAUUUGUGUCUAGACAACACUCGAUGUUUUAACAUUAAAUUAUUUAAAAAGGAAAAAUUUAUUUAAUAUGUGUCAUUCAGUUGUAAGCCUGACAGCUCCUCUAUUUCAAUCCAUCUAUGCAAAGCUUAUGCCCCA